ACGGAGCUGUGGAGUCUCCGUGGAUCUAGCCAGCUCAGCAAUAAUAGCUCAAGCAAGAUCUAGAUGUCUUGGAGAACCUUCAAGUUUUUCGAGCUUGAAGAGCUCAAAGAUCCUGAUACUAACCAGCCCUAUGACAAGCUCAAGGAGAUUGGAAUCACUUGCUCCAGCUGUGGCAGAGGGCAGAUGAUCUUGGGAGAUGCCCAAGGGGAGGUCCACAUCAUGACCAGUCUGAGGGACAUGACCUCCUUCAAUGCAUACCUCCUCCGAGUCAACUUCAUCUACCAGCUCAAGCAGAGAAACAUCUUCCUCACCGUGGGAGAUGACGAGGAGUUCAAGACUCUCAUAAAGAUCUGGAACUUUGAGAAGCGCACCAAAGAGGGCUUGCCCACCCUGAUGAGGACUAUCCGACCCAGCGUGCCCGGGAACCCUCAGACACUAACAGUGCUCUGUGUGACUGCCCAUGAGAACAUGAACCUGAUAGCCGUUGGUUUCAAAGAUGGUACGGUGCUCCUGAUCCGAGGGAACAUCACGAGGGACCGCCUCUCUCGCAUCAAGCCCGUGCAUCAUGAGAGUGAGCCAGGGAUCUAUAUCACAGGUCUUGGGUUCCGGCAGAUGGGCAAUAGGACGUUCCUGAUGAUCUCCACAACAGCUGCUGUGUACUCCAUGCUCAUCGGGGAUACAGAGCAGAAGCACCUCCUUGACUCCAUUGGUUGCCUGCACAAUUGCAGCACUAUGACAGACCACACCCAGGAGCAUAAGUUUGUCAUUGCUAGGAAUGAGGCCUUCCAUUUCUACACUACAGAGGCUAAGGCGCAGUGUCUAGCUUUUGAAGGUGAAAAAUUUCUGAUUCGCUGGUUUCGAGGCUAUCUGAUCUCAGUGUCCAAGGGUGGUCGAGGGGGCGGUGCUAGGGGUGGGUCUUUAGCCGCUGCCUCUGGUGGAUCGGGCGAGUCCAUGACCCUCACCAUCUAUGACAUCCAGAACCAGUUCCUGGCUUACCAGACAACAUUCUCCUCUCGUGUGAUAGAUGUGCUCAGUGAGUGGGGAUCACUCUACGUUAUUCUCAAGGACGGCAGUGUGAAACGCCUGGACGAGAAUGACACCAAAACAAAGCUAGAGACUCUGUUCAAGAAGAACCUGUAUCCCACCGCCAUUAGCCUCGCCAAGAGCCAGUCUUACAACGACGGGCUCAUCGACAUUUUCACUCAGUAUGGGGACCACUUGUACACUAAGGGUGACUUUGAUGGAGCCAUUGCCCAAUACAUUCUCACCAUUGGCAAGCUGGAGCCCUCCUAUGUUAUCAGGAAGUUUCUGGACGCUCAAAGAAUACACAAUCUUACAAAUUACCUCAAGGCACUCCAUGAGAAGGGUGCGGCCAAUGCUGACCACACCACCCUCCUUCUCAACUGCUACACCAAGCUCAAGGACAUUGACCAGUUAGACAAGUUUGUCUCGGAGGACCAGAACUUGACGUUUGAUGUGACCACGGCCAUCAAGGUGUGUCGCCAGGCUAACUAUCACCAACAGGCCAUCACUCUCGCCAGGAAGUACUCGAAACAUGACUGGUACCUACGUAUCCAGCUGGAGGAUCUCAGCAACAACACUGAGGGGAUGGCCUACAUUGCACAGUUGCCUUUUAAAGAGGCAGAGGAGAAUAUGCGUCGUUACGGCAAGAGGCUCAUGUCCUCAUUCCCGGACAAGACGACCCAACUUCUCACCUCUCUCUGCACGGACUGGAUACCUAUUGGCCACACCAAAAUAACUUCAAGAAGUCCUGAUAGAGCCGAUCCAGCCAACUACAUUGAGAUCUUUGUCAACAACAAGCAGCACCUCAUGCGGUUCCUGGAGCACAUGAUCAAGGUUCACGCCAAACUUCGAGAGGUGGUCUACAACACUCUGUUGGAGCUCUACCUCAACGAGAUUGGCACCUGUCGUACCGAGGAGGGGGUUGCCAAGGAGAUGAGAGCACUGGAGCUCCUCAAACGCCCCGAGGCCAGCUAUGACCUGGACCACGCCCUAGUGCUAGCGCAGAUGCACGACUUUAAGGACGGUAUCCUCUACCUCUACGAGAAGGCUCUCUUGUUCCAGCAGAUCCUGCAGUACCACAUGGAGCACAACGAUUAUGACCAGGUCAUGGACACUUGCAAGAGACACGGUCGGCAGGACCCCAACUUGUGGGUGCAGGCUCUCUCCUACUUUGCCUCAGUGGAGAAGUGUAAGGACUUUAUAGCCGAGGUGUUGCAUCACAUCGAGGCCAACCACCUCAUGCCCCCCCUCAUGGUCGUACAGACUCUGGCCGACAGUCAGUACGCAACCCUCAAUGAUAUCAAGCCAUAUAUCUUGAAGCACCUUCAAGAAGUCAACGAUCAGAUUGCCAAGGACGAGCAGCUGGUCAAACAGUAUCGAGACGACACUACUAAAAUGAGGGAUCAGAUCAAAGAGCUGCAAACAAGUGCGAAGAUCUUCCAAGUGAUGAAGUGUCACUACUGUCGUCGAGGACUUGCUCUCCCUGCACUACACUUCCUCUGUGGCCACUCGUUCCAUCAGGGUUGCCUUGACGAUGAGUUUGACAAUGAGUGUCCGACGUGUGCCCGUGAGAACAGGAAGGUACUGGACGUGAUCCAACGACAGGAGCAGACGGGGAACCUUCAUGAGCAGUUCCACUCUCAGCUCUCUCGUUCUACUGAUGGAUUCACCGUGGUGGCAGACUACUUUGGCAGGGGAGUGUUCAACAAGACAAAGCCAGCAGAGGGAGGAAGCAAGCGACCAUCUCUUAUUUGAACUCAGAACGUUAUGUAGGAGUGAAACAUUAGAACUAUAUAACUUUGUGUGUGUGUGUGUGUGUAGUCCUGAGUAAAGGGAGACAAUUUGUGUGUGUGCUGCACUUUUGAUUGCUGUCAAUGUGGUAAAGUUUAUCUAUCCGUUUUG
This is a messenger RNA of Halichondria panicea, 2925 nucleotides long. Its product is annotated as vacuolar protein sorting-associated protein 11 homolog. The record is from RefSeq and is a predicted model, not a curated record. Gene Ontology annotation, molecular function: protein binding; protein-macromolecule adaptor activity. Gene Ontology annotation, cellular component: HOPS complex; endosome. The coding region runs from base 64 to 2778 and encodes 904 amino acids. Lineage: Eukaryota; Metazoa; Porifera; Demospongiae; Suberitida; Halichondriidae. The transcript has 27 exons. Gene Ontology annotation, biological process: vacuole organization; intracellular protein transport; organelle fusion.